Molecule: messenger RNA, 1782 nt
Organism: Aspergillus melleus
Lineage: Eukaryota; Fungi; Ascomycota; Eurotiomycetes; Eurotiales; Aspergillaceae
Product: FAD-binding oxidoreductase
Exons: 7
Coding region: 1-1782 (593 amino acids)
Molecular function (GO): FAD binding; oxidoreductase activity
Source: RefSeq, a predicted model, not a curated record
AUGCGUUUGUCUCUCUUCCAAGUCGCCCUCUCAAUUUUCUCGCUGAGUGGUGGCCUUGUUGCGGCCUCUUGUGCUUCAGAGUGCAAAUGUAGUCCGUCUGACCCCUGCUGGCCAUCAUCGGCUGAAUGGGCGUCUUUGAACGACACUCUCUCCGGACGUUUGAUGAAGACCGUGCCACCCGCCUCGGCCUGCUACAAAUCCGAAAGCAACUACAAUGCGACAGAUUGCGAACGUAUUGUCGAAGAGUGGACCGCAUCAGUCUUCCACUCUUCUAGUCCGUUUAGUGUUCUGGACCCGAUCUGGUCUGGGGACGCCUGUCCCCCUCUGUACCCGAAUGGCACCGGCAUCACAGGAGACCCUCACGCGGCCUCCAAAGGAUGCGGAUUGGGAAAUCUCUCGCCUUACGUGGUGAACGCCACUUCUGCAACUCACGUACAGACUGCGCUGCGGUUCGCCAAGGAGAAUAAUCUCCGCAUCAAUAUCAAAAAUACUGGACAUAACCCUGAGAAGAGCUCGGCCUAUGGAAGCUUAAGUAUCUGGACUCAUAAUAUGAAGGAAUUCAAAUUUCACAAGUCGUUCAAAGCAUGCGAGAUCUCCGAGCCUCAGAUGGCAGGUACCGUCGGAGCAGGAGUCCAAGAUGACGAAUUGUUCGAAAAGAUGGCUAAGCAUAACGCCAUUGCCGUGGGAGGCACGAACUCGGACGUCGGAGUCGUCGGAUGGGCCCUUGCCGGUGGCCACGGAUACGCCACGGGUCAGUACGGCAUGGGAGCCGAUUCCAUUAUCGAGGCGGAACUCGUCACACCUGAGGGAGAGGUCUUGACGGUCAACGAGUGCCAGUACCCCGAUUUGUUCUGGGCUAUUCGUGGAGGAGGAGGCAGUACCUUUGGCGUAGUUCUUACGGUCACCGUCAAAGCUCAUCCCAUGCCUUCUGUCGGUAUCGUGAACUUCGACGUGUCGCCGCGAAACCACACCUCUUCUAAACAGUGGUGGACCAACGUCGCCAGUCUGCACAAGGAAAUGGCAGAGCUGCAAGAUGCUGGCUACGCUGGAUACUACACGAUCAGCGGGCCCCCUAUGCUCUUCCACAACACCAUCCUAGCAUACAAUGUCAGCAGCGCUGAGCAAGCGAGGAAGCUGGUCCAGCCCUUGGAAAAAGCACUCGAUCGAGCGAAUGCCACCGUCAAGACAGAGAUUUCUGCGCUUUGGACCGAGUCUUGGUACGAGCUGAUUGAGAAACUGGGAUCAUUGGCGGACGCAACCGAUGUGGGCACCAAGCGUAGCGUCAGAGCUUCUCGACUGGUAACGCGAAAAGCUAUCGAAAACACGACGCUUUUUGCGCAAACGUUGGAAAGGAUUGGUCCUCAAUUUACCGAACCAAAGAACGGUGUUUCAAACCCGUCUGUGUCAGGAACUAUGACCGUGGGCAAAACACCCGUAGACAAUGCACUCAACCCCGCCUGGCGCGAUACUGUCGUUCACUUGAUCACAGAACAGCUCUGGGAUGAUACUCUGUCGGAAAAGAUUGCCAACGAGACCGUUCAUGAUAUGACCUAUGGCAAAGGGUAUGCCCUCCGGCAAUUGGCACCAGAUAGCGGAGCCUAUAUCAACGAGGCAAAUCCCUACGAGCCCAACUGGCAAUGGUCCUUCUGGGGACCUAAUUACCCUCGUCUACAUGCCAUCAAGCGGAAAUACGACCCUAACAACCUUCUUUGGUGUCGCACUUGCGUUGGCAGUGAGCAGCUCGUUCAACAGCAGAGUGGAAGUCUGUGUAAGAACCUGUAA